UCUCAGCUUAUCUUGAACCUCACCUGGUGCAUGGCCUCGGGAUAGCCGUACAGGACAAUCAAUACAUUGAGUCUAAAAGAAUUCUUGCCGUUAAUUUGGUCCUUUAUAUCUCUUAUCUUCAAUUGCGUCCGAAGAGUGAACCUGCACGCAGGGUUGCCUCUCCAUCCUCGAUUGAUGCAACUGCUUCCAGUUCUAGUUCUAGUUGACGGCGCGCAAGGUGGAAUAGUACUCCUUUGGCGAAGAUAUAAUUGACCGCAUUCCUCCUGUGUGACACUAGUUGAAAAUACCGCUGCGUUCACAAGGAACUUGCGUGAGAACAAUAGAGAUAACUUUCCACUGCGCGCUGAAAACUAGGUGGUGGAACUUGAAGGCUUUAUACCAAGGGGUCUCACCUAUCAGUUGUAGCUGGACUACUACUUUACUACUACUACUACUACUACUACUACUACUACUACUACUACUACUACUACUACUAUUACUACUACUAUUACUACUACUACUAGUACUACUACUACUAGUACUACUACUACUUCUUCAGUUAUUUGCAACAUGACUGCCGUCACCUCCGCCUCAAUAAUUAACGACCACGAAUCAGAGGGUUCCAGAACAGACCACAGUCCCUCUCGAUUUACAGCAGUGAACGGGAAGGACUCCUUGAUAUCUGCGACACCGACGUCUGUUCCUGCUGUCCCUAGCUCAGCAACGGACGAAGACUCACGAGAACCCUCUGAGCACUGUGGAAGAAGCGGUUACGAUGAUACAACACAUCGGCAUGAGGAACGAAUACGUGAGAAUGGAAACCUCAAGAACGACCAAGAAGAUCGACGGUCACAACGAUCGUCCUCGCAAUGUGCUGUGUCUGUUACUAGCAGAAGCAAACGAAAGAGGUCGGGAUCUGGUGAACAUGAAGACGAUGCUCAUUCCACUCACAGAGCCCCGAAAAGCCCAGCCUCUCACCUAAACGACACUACAAAUCAAAAUAUGCACCCAUGUACAUCCAACGGAAGCACGACAUCCCAGGCCGACCAGGAUCUUAAGAACACGUCCCCCUUGGUGUACACAAGGCCAGAGGGGAGUGAGGAUUCACGAACCUCAGCAAAUACUACCUGGCAUGAGUAUGAUGCCCAGUUGGUCAGCCAAGCACAGCGUGCGCAACAGAUUGAUGCAUCAGAUGCUCAAUUGGCAGAGGCACUCCAACGUGAGGCUCAGGGGCAUGAUGUAACUCAGAAGAAUUGGACUACGGUCAGUCGCUCAAUAGAAGGUACCACACAGAAUGAGCAGUCUUCAUCAUCGUUGGCUGGGUUUUCCCAGGAGCGGCCGCAAACUGCUGUACAAGUUGCGCCAAAGAGAAAGCGCGUUUUCAGCAACAGAACUAAAACUGGGUGUAUGACAUGCCGAAGGAGAAAGAAAAAAUGUGACGAACAACACCCUGCAUGUAAUAAUUGCAUCAGGGGUGGUUUUCUCUGCGAGGGCUAUUCCUCACGGAGUACAUGGCAGAAGCCGUCAAGUGGGAAAACGCCAGUUCCUUUACAAUCAAAGGAAGGCUAUGCAGAUGUCGGCAGUCAAUACGUGCAUGACAUCAACCAACAACAUGAUCGACAACAAAAUUUGACCGAACAAUUCGAGGGAGGGAAGAUGCGGUCGAUUAUUGUAGACGAUAACGACCGCACCACCACACAGUUCAACAACUCAAGCCCAACAGGCGUUGGUUCCGGCCGUGGGUCAUGGUCCAAACGGUCCUGGCCGAAUACAGGCCACACCACUUAUAUCACAGAUCAUAUCGCAAAGCCAGAUUACCGAGAUGUACCGUCCAUCCAUGAGUUACCCCGCGAAAGUCACCCGAAAACAGAUUAUCAAAUCGUGCCGCCGAUUCGGGAGCUAUCACAUGGUACCGCCCAUGGGAAACCAGGGGUCUCGCUUUUCCAAGGCGGAAUUGACCAGCGACCAGGUCUUGCUACUAAUGUGGACACUAGCAGUCCACAAGCCCAAGCGCGAAUGGCCCUGAGCAUUGAACAUCAGUUAUCUGCGCGCACCGUUCCCGGUGAAGAGACAGAAAAGGAUAAAAUGAUACGUGGUGAACUUUAUCGACCCUUCGAUGUUCAUCUUGUGGAAGAGAGAGAGCGCUGUAAAGCCGCGCUGUGGCGGUUCAACAAUGCCUGCAAUCCUGUUUCUGGACUAAGCAAUAAAGAACAAAACCGCCUUCUUAAAGAAAUAUUAGUACCACCUACUUCGGCAGUGGGCUCACCCUCAGGUGUCACCUCCCCUCGCCCGACGGGUUCCAUCGGGCAAGGUGCGGUUGUUGAAGCGCCCUUCCAGUGCCAUUACGGAUAUAACAUUCACAUUGGCGAGGAUGUGAUGAUAUCUGAGAGCUGUUUAUUUGUGGAUGAUUGUCCUAUCACUAUCGGUGCCCACACGUGGAUUGGUUCCAGGGUGACUAUUCUUAGUUCAAUGGCCCACGCAAAUAUGCAGGAGCGUAAAGGGUCUCAAAGCCGUUAUCAAGGACGACCCGUUACGAUUGAAGAAGAUUGUUACGUUGGUGCUGGCUGUACUAUUUACCCUGGUGUUCGCCUUCGACGUGGAGCUUAUGUGGCACCAGGUGAAGUUGUCAAAUCCGACAUCGUAGCUUAUGGGUUUCAGGGCCUUAAACCCAGCUACAUGUGAGAAAACCUUCAUCGCACUGCAUUUAUAUGAAGUCACUUGAAUUUCGUGUUUGAUGCUAUUGUCUGGGGCUGUGAUUUCCGCAGCUGCAUGUUCUGAUCAUGCACUUAACACUCUCGUCGGCUUUUUGUAAACUAUUCUUUCACAUUCGUUUGCUUAGCCCAUCUUCUCAUUUCCCAGGCUUCUUCUUAGCGCCUGUCUUCUCGGGCCAGAAUUCUGACCGGUUCAGGACAUGUGGUUCAUGCUACGAGAUUUCAUGUGACAAUUCCGGUCACUUUCUUAGUAUAUAUAUAAUUGAUGAUUCAUCCUGCUACUUAU
Molecule: messenger RNA, 2976 nt
Organism: Aspergillus caelatus
Lineage: Eukaryota; Fungi; Ascomycota; Eurotiomycetes; Eurotiales; Aspergillaceae
Exons: 2
Coding region: 550-2661 (703 amino acids)
Biological process (GO): regulation of DNA-templated transcription
Molecular function (GO): zinc ion binding; DNA-binding transcription factor activity, RNA polymerase II-specific; acetyltransferase activity
Source: RefSeq, a predicted model, not a curated record